GGCCAAAACAAGGCCUAUCUUGUUAAAAGACUAAAUCGUUCUUCUUCUUCCUCCUCCUCUUUGGCCCCGCAUUGACGUUCUUAUGUUUUAGUAUCAUGCAAUUUAUGCUUUAUGAAUGCUUCUGCCCAAGAAAUAGAUAUUAUGCGAUGAUGGUACCAAUCUACUGAAGGAGAUUUCGUAGAUAAAAUGCUAUUGGCAGUACUCAUUGGUCAAGCUUAGCAUAUUGUUUGUUGAUGUAAAUCUUGGUGUUUCUUUGGUAAUUUAAACACAAUGCCUGUGUAGGAUGACAUUUGAUAUAAUAGUUGAAGCUUCUGUAUAAUAGCCCAUAUAAUUAAGGAAAGAAAAAUGAUAAUUGACUACAUUUUCUCUAGGAGAAUUUCUGCCUAACUAUUGCUCAUGGAAUUAUCAUUUCAUUGAAGCUUUUUUUUUUUUAUUAAUUUCCGCAGCUGGAGAAAGGAAAUGAGCAGGUGUUCCAACUUCUUUAUGCUGAUUUUAGAGACUCUAGUAAUCUAGUUACUUAAUGUAGAUGUUAAUGCAGGAAUUCAUGGGAUUUUAUUUUUAUUUUUCCAAUUGCCUUACAAUUGAGAUCCCUAACGCCUCUAGACAAGGCCAAUUGAAUAACCAGCUGAGAUGACAAACUACGAUGUUAUCAAGUCUGGGUUUUAGUGCUUUUAGUUGCUUGUAAUUGCAAUAUCGUUUUGCCUCCUAUGCAAGUUCAUAAACCCCUUCUCUCACUUUUGCCUCGCUUAUUUUCUGUAAAUGCUUGAAUCAAUCACUUUCCCUUUUCAAUCUUUUAACCAUGCUUAUUUCCUCUUUAAUUAUUAUUAUGUCACCCUUUUUGAACUGAUAUUUCAAAUGUGUGGAAUGAUGCAGCAAUUUGAGUACCUUGCUGGGCGGCCUUACUCAAUUAUGGGAGAAGUAAUAAUGAUCCAGCUCCAUAAGUGCUGGUUUGGAUGAUUGUGUGGAAGGAAUUUUAUUAUUUCUUUUGUUUUCAUAAAAAAGAAUUUUAUGCAAGAUGGUGAUAUUCAAUUGGAGACUACAAGAACUAGGUUUGCAAGUUUGCUAAAAAGGCAUGGAGACCUGACAGAGCGUCUUUCUAGGGAAUCUGACAAGACAAUAUUUGAGCGUCUGCAGAAAGAUUUUGAAGCUGCAUGGGCUUCUCAAACUGAAGAGGUAUGUUUGGAUGGAGAGCAAUGGAAUGAUGGUCUAUUAGCUACAUUAAGAGAACAAGUGCAUAUGGAGGCUGAAAGAAAGGCGAUGCCAAGGGAUGCUAACAUCUUGGCAGGCCCUCAGGAAAGAAUUACUUAUAAAAUAGGGAACAAGAUAAUUUGCGGUUUGGAAGGAGCAAGGAUUGGUAUACAGUAUCAGACAUCUUUUGCUGGGGAGCCGUGUGAGGUGUGCCAUUGUGUGCUGGAGAGCAAGUCAUUUCUUGAAAAGAUGACUAUCCUCGAACACACUAUUCCAUUUUUUCUGCCAAUACGUGAAGCAGAAAAGGGCCUUCUUUCAUCCAAUGCAAUGAAAUUCAUAGAUCAUGUUGGAGAUCUUUUGCAGGCUUAUGUGGAUAGACGGGAACAGGUACGACUCAUAAAGGAACUUUAUGGAAAUCAAAUCGGAGAGCUGUAUCAUAGCCUUCCUUACCACAUGGUUGAAUUCGUACUGGAUGAUUUCGAUUGCAAGGUGACAGUCAGUCUUAGAUAUGCAGAUCUCAUCUCUGUGAUUCCUACAAGGGUCAAUGUGUUAGGAUGGCCAAUGCACCAGUCCAAGAAAAAUACCACUGGCACAGCACUCUUGGGAAGUCACUCUUCUCCAAUUCGCCUAACCUACGCAGAAGAUGCCUUACGAACCAUGAGUUUACCAGAAGCAUAUGCAGAGAUUGUGUUAAAUCUACCACAAGCUCUUCAGCAGAUGAUUUGAGUUCCUUCCUUGAGCUUCCCAGGAGUCUGGAUGGGAUAUGUACAAAUCUGAUAACUAGCAGAAUUACUUCAAUGAACCGUUCAGUAAAAUCGACAUGGGUGGUGCCGUCCAUUGACAUGAGAAUUGAGAAGGAAAGAAAAAUUGACCAAGCUGACUUGCGAUUGGGUGACUCUCCAUUAUAUCCACUGAUUGUUCAAAUCUGGAAAUACCCGAUUUGAUUACCAAAUCGGGUCUGAUUGAUGAUUUGGACUGGACCUGGUUAAAAAUGUGAAGGCGUGGGGGUAAUUUGUGGUUCAUUGAAUUUCUAUGGAACUGUGCCUUUCCGUCUUGGCGCUUAAAUGGAUUUUAUUAGGUUAUUUGCUUAUUGGUUGUGCAAUGGGUUGAUGGUUUAAAGUAAUAGUUGAGUUGGUGUUUU
This is a messenger RNA of Neltuma alba, 2329 nucleotides long. RefSeq lists its product as uncharacterized. NCBI's taxonomy places the organism in Eukaryota, Viridiplantae, Streptophyta, Magnoliopsida, Fabales, Fabaceae. The transcript is spliced from 12 exons. Bases 1009 to 1914 code for a protein of 301 amino acids. The record is from RefSeq and is a predicted model, not a curated record. Gene Ontology annotation, cellular component: kinetochore; Mis6-Sim4 complex.